UCAAUUUAUCGUCUAUAAGGGGAACUCACGUUCUGAAAAUAGAGACAUGGCACUUUGUGUUGCACAUUGCAGACAGAACAUUAACUUUCAACUCUAUAUAUGUGAGCCCUCUUUUGUUAUUUGCAUUUUUCGUUGCAAAAUUCAUAGACUCACAAAAACUCAUGAUUCCCAACAAAAGCUUUUCGUUUAUUACGUUAACGCCCCUCAAACGGACCUAUCGAAGCAUCCGUCACCUCCCAAUGACUUCACUUCCCAGUACCCCACCGCACUCGCCCUUGCAAAGCUUGCUGCGAGUGGUGUCACAGCAGAUACCGAACAGCAUGGAAGGUGACAGUUACUAAAGUCAUAGUUGGAGCAAUGAAACAGAAAAUAAUGUCACAGACAGUGCCUCCGAGAUCUGAACACGUUAGCGACACGAAAGUGUUCAACUUUCAAGAGUUUUAUAUUCAAAACGUGGACACACUUUGAACAUUGACGUGACAGAUCGCUGUUUAGCUAGCUCGCUAACCCUGCUAGCUAAGUUAUUUUGGUGUGCAGAAUCAAUUCGAUAGCCAUCGCUAAACUCAAGGACGGCGUAGGGUGGAGACAGGCUGCCAACUGAAUAUUUAAAGAAAACGUCUGUAAAUAAUUUUUUUUUAAAUAAGGAAACCCGGAAGGAUCCACAGGGGGUGCUAGGAUAUCGACAAGUGCCUCACUGCCGCGUCAUAUAGAAACGACUAAUUCCUGCAAAGAUGCUGGGAAAUCCUGGAUGUGCGGCAGUUUCAGGUAGUUGGCGUUGCCGGUGGCCGGUGUGUAUGAGUGUGGCCAGCGGCUGGUGAGCGUCGUAGUCCACGGGGAUGGGGAAUGGAGUCCAGCAACACCAGGCAACACCACUCACACAAGGAGAGGUGCUGCCACUGCCCUCUGACAGCCAGACAGAGGGUCUAAAGCCCCAGACACGGUCCGUGGUCAACUCUCUCCUCUCAGGGGCCUUAGCUGGAGCCUUGGCCAAAACUGCUGUAGCCCCACUGGACAGAACCAAGAUCAUCUUCCAAGUGUCCUCAGCAAGAUUCUCUGCCAAGGAGGCGUAUAGGUUGAUCUAUCGGACCUACCUGAAGGAUGGCUUCCUCAGCCUGUGGAGGGGCAACUCUGCUACCAUGGUGCGGGUCAUCCCCUACGCUGCCAUCCAGUUCUGUGCUCACGAGCAGUACAAGAGACUACUGGGUGGAUACUUCGGCUUCCAGGGAAAAGCCCUGCCGCCGGUGCCAAGGUUACUGGCGGGUUCUAUGGCUGGUACCACAGCUGCCAUGCUCACCUACCCUCUGGACAUGGUGCGAGCCAGGAUGGCUGUCACGCCCAAGGAGAUGUACAGUAACAUAAUCCAUGUGUUUGUGCGUAUCUCUCGUGAGGAGGGUUUGAAGACACUGUAUCGUGGUUUCACCCCCACCAUACUGGGUGUGGUGCCCUACGCUGGGCUCAGCUUCUUCACCUACGAGACUCUCAAGAAAAUGCAUGCAGAGCGGAGCGGUCGCCCCCAGCCCUACUCGUACGAGAGGUUGGUGUUCGGGGCAUGCGCAGGUCUCCUGGGCCAAUCGGCCUCCUACCCGCUGGAUGUGGUGCGGCGGCGCAUGCAGACGGCGGGCGUGACUGGGCACACCUACGGCACCAUCCUGGGUACCAUGCGAGACAUCGUGGCAGAGGAGGGCGUGGUGCGUGGACUCUACAAGGGCCUCAGUAUGAACUGGGUCAAAGGGCCCAUCGCUGUGGGCAUCAGCUUCACCACCUUUGACAUGACACAGAUCCUUCUGAAGAAGUUGUACCAGCUGAGGUAUAAUAGCAGGUAACCAGUAGGGAGACACUGGUGGAGGGAUGGAGGGGAAUGAGGACCAUAGAUAAUAGCAGGACAGUCGCUCUAUGAGAACCUCGGCACAAACGACGUGAAGGCCAGGAUGAGAAAACAAACAUUGUCGUUUUCUAGGGUCAAGGCAUAACGGAUUGGGGAAUGUGUGAUUGAGUGAUCCAGGUCAGCACAGUGGACACACACAGUGUGUGAAAUGAAUGUCUUCAUCUUUGUGUAUGUACAUGGAGGCAUGAAGUCUCAUGAGGUACAUUUGGUGGGUCAUAAUAUACACACUAUGGUCCUGUACGUUGUGUUCAGGUGCAAUAGGUUCAGUUAUUUCAUGUGUGUAAUUUUCACACAAAAUACACGUGUGUGUGUGUGUGUGUGUGUGUGUGUGUGUGUGUGUGUGUGUGUGUGUGUGUGUGUGUGUGUGUGUGUGUGUGUGUGUGACAACGCACACCUUCCGGGUGUCUCCCUUGCCUUGCGUCUCUACUUGAAUAGGGGACCUUCCAAUAGUCUGGAUCAGAUGAGUUGUUCCUGUCUUAUCUCCUUCCACAUGAGUUGGAUUUGACUUUUAUCAAACGACAAUGUGCCCCCAUGAGAUUUUGUUUUGGUUGGUUGAUGAUUUUUGUUAAAUGAGUUAUACCAAAGCAUAUACAAGACGUGCAUUGUAAUUAAUAAUAUGAUUUAUGACUAGAGAAGAUUGAUAUUAAUAUCUCUUUUGUUUUGGUACAGUGAAGUUCUCACAAGAAAUAUACAUAUUGUACAAAACAUGUCCAUAACAUAGACUGACCAGGUGAAUCCAGGUGAAGGUUAUGAUCCCUUAUUGAUGUCACCUGUUAUUUCCACUUCAAUCAGUGUAGAUGAAGGGGAGGAGACAGGUUAAAGAAUGAUUUUUAAGCCUUGAGACAAUUGAGCUGUGGAUUGUGUAUGUGUGCCAUUCAGAUGGUGAAUGGACAAGACAAAAUAUUUAAGUGCCUUUGAACAGGGUAUGGUUAUAGGUGCCAGGUCCACCGGUUUGUGUCAAGAACUGCAGCGCUGUUGGGUUUUUCACACUCAACAGUUUCCUGUGUAUCAAGAACGGUCCACCACCCAAAAAGACAUCCUGACAACUUGACAACUGUGGGAAGCAUUGGAAUCAACAUUGGCCAUCAUCCCUUUGGAACGCUUUCGACACCUUGUAGAGUCCUUGCCUCGACAAACUGAGUCUGUUCUGAGGACAGAAGGGGGUACAAUGAAUACAGUGAGUGACAAUACACAGCUGUUUUUUCACUAAUCUACUAACCUGUAGAAAAUGAGGGGGGUGAUGUGGUGCCGGGAGAGGAG
Molecule: messenger RNA, 3145 nt
Organism: Oncorhynchus keta (chum salmon)
Lineage: Eukaryota; Metazoa; Chordata; Actinopteri; Salmoniformes; Salmonidae
Gene: slc25a42
Product: solute carrier family 25 member 42
Exons: 9
Coding region: 837-1823 (328 amino acids)
Biological process (GO): transmembrane transport
Cellular component (GO): mitochondrial inner membrane
Source: RefSeq, a predicted model, not a curated record